Molecule: messenger RNA, 357 nt
Organism: Arxiozyma heterogenica
Lineage: Eukaryota; Fungi; Ascomycota; Saccharomycetes; Saccharomycetales; Saccharomycetaceae
Gene: PFD1
Product: prefolding complex chaperone subunit
Exons: 1
Coding region: 1-357 (118 amino acids)
Biological process (GO): protein folding
Cellular component (GO): cytoplasm; prefoldin complex
Molecular function (GO): protein folding chaperone
Source: RefSeq, a predicted model, not a curated record
AUGUCUACUCCUGAUCUUUUUAAUGAAAUGUCUAAUAAUCUAAGGGAUUCCAAGACCCAGUUAGAAGCUGUGAAUCAACAAUUAUUACACCUUGAAAGACAGGAUAAAAUUACCCAAGUAACAGAAAAAGAGCUAGAAUCGUAUCCUGUGGAUAUUGUAUGGAGGUCUUGUGGUAAGGCAUUCAUAUUACAAAAGAAAAGUCUAUAUAUAAAAGACUUACGUGAAGAUGAAAAUGUAUUAAGGGAACAAAUGAAAAAUCUAAAGAUUAAACAAAAUUAUUUGGAGACAAGCGUAGAAAAGACCGUAGCUAAUAUGAAAAAGGUUUUGGAAAAAACAAAUGUUAAACAAGCACAAUAA